AUGUCAUCGCAAUCGCCUGAACAAUCUCCCACAACGGCAUCGCCAGUGAAUAUAACUGAGAGACAAUUAAGUGCUGUCAAAGUUGUCAAAUAUUUAUUCAUCAGUUCUCUAAUUAUUUUGAUCAUCGGAUCCAUUGUAUUGUUUGGUCUCUCCAUCGACUCCAUAGCAAACAUAUCCACAAAUAUUGAUACCAUUGAACGCUACGGUGUGACUGAACUGGCGCUCAAACGUACCGAAAGACUGCAACAACAGAGUAGGCUUAGAAAUAGUAACAUAUAA
Oppiella nova is the source of this 279-nucleotide messenger RNA. The record is from the annotation of a GenBank genome assembly. Lineage: Eukaryota; Metazoa; Arthropoda; Arachnida; Sarcoptiformes; Oppiidae.